AUGGGCUCAUUGGACUUGGGUUUCACAUGGCCUGGAUUACCCAUUUGUUGUGGGAUUGGAUGUAUUGGGUCGCUAUGGCCUAUGGCACCUUUUGAGCAUGCAAAUCGACAAGAUAAAGACGACCCUAUCUUCAACAUGCCUUGUAUGCUCGAAUACCUGUACCAUGAUCUUCUGUUGCUAGAAAAUCAGCUACCUUGGUUUGUGCUCGAGUCUAUCUAUAACCUAAUUGAGGGUGGUAGUCCUAUAGCACCCCUCAAUAAAGUAGUAAUAGACUUCUUCAAAAAUUCAGUGGCUGAACCUAAAAUUUUUAGCGAUCCCGAUCCCAAUUCUCAGGUUGAGAUUCUUCAUAUACUUGAUCUGAUAAGAACUUCCCUCGUUCAGGGCCAUCUGGAACAUGCAUACCGAAAGGAGACCCCCGCAUCAAAGUUGGUAAACCACUUGCCACAGAGGAUACCUAGUGCUGCUGCUCUUUCAGAGGCGGGAGUUAAAUUUAGAGAGGGCCCCUCAGGUUGCAUAUUGAACAUAACGUUCGAAGAUGGCAUUUUCACCAUUCCUCCUCUGGCUAUCGAUGAAAGGACAGGUCCUAUGUUCAGGAACCUUAUGGCCUACGAACAGUGUUAUUGGAGUUGCAAGCACAGGAUAACAUCCUACGCGGUUUUGAUGGAUAACCUCAUCGAUACGAACAAGGAUGUGGAUCUUCUAUGUGAAAAACAUAUACUAGCCAACUGGUUGAGUGCCGAUGAUGCUUCGAAGUUCUUCAACAAUCUAUACAAUGACACCACAGUCAUUGACUAUGUCUACGAGGGAGUUUGCAAUAAAGUGCAUUCAUAUCGCAAAGAACCAUGGCACAAGUGGAGAAAGAAAUUGAAACGUGAUUAUUUUGAAACACCAUGGUCUACUAUCUCUUUUAUUGCAGCUUUUGUCCUCCUGCUCCUUACCUUCUUGCAGACCAUAUACACACUCCAACCGUACUAUCAUCCCCGCUCAUGAAUAAUGUUGGAUGUCAGCUAUAUGUUUCAUUCUAUUAUGUUGUUU
This is a messenger RNA of Rosa rugosa (rugosa rose), 1035 nucleotides long. Its product is annotated as UPF0481 protein At3g47200-like. NCBI's taxonomy places the organism in Eukaryota, Viridiplantae, Streptophyta, Magnoliopsida, Rosales, Rosaceae. Bases 1 to 990 code for a protein of 329 amino acids. The record is from RefSeq and is a predicted model, not a curated record. The transcript is spliced from 2 exons.